AUGGAUAUCUUUGAGAAUCGUUUCUAUAAACUUAAUUAUCGUCUCUUAUCUGCUGUCGGUUUGUGGCCAUACGAAAAAUCUCGUUUACUUCGUAUGUGUAUUGUAAAUAUUCCAGUCUUUUUGUUCAACAUAACACAGUUUUUUAAAAUAUGUACUUCCAAAGGAAACUUUGAUAUACUCAAAGAAGUUAUACCGAUUUUGAUAGCAUCAUUAGCUGCCUCUAUUAAAUAUUAUUUCUUUGAUUUUGGUAUAUUCGAUAUUAAAUUACUCAUGGAUAAUAUGAUUAAAGAUUGGAAUAUGUGGAAGUCCAAGGAAGAAAUUAAAAUUAUGGAAAAAUUCGCUCAUUUAGGAAAAAUGUAUACUCUUGGAUAUACUGUUCUUUUACUUUCUUUUGUGCUUCUAGUAUACAUAUAUAUCAUUGCAUCACUUUUUCUUUUGGUGACAUUCAUACCACCUUUAAUGGAUAUAAUUAUACCUUUAAACGAGAGUCGUCCUAUGGAAUUACCUGUCUAUGCCGAAUACUUUCUUAAUGAUGAGGAUUAUUUUUACUUGUUUUAUUUUCACAUAUCUCUUUCGAUAAUGAUUAAUAUUACGACUUUAGUUGCCACUGAUACUCAACUUAUGGUCUUUUGUUGUCACGUUAGUGGUGUAUUUGCAGUCAUAGGUUUUCGUUUGGAAAAUUUCUUGAAGAAGGACAUGAGACUGCAUGGAUUGACUGAUCUUCAAAGGAAAGAAUGUUAUAAACAUGUUUCGCUAUCUAUCAAAGGACACAAAAGAGCUUUAGAGUUCGUCAAGCGCAUGGAAUCGUCAUUUUCGUAUUCCUUACUAUUGCAAUGCGGCUUGAACGUUAUUUGUAUGAGCAUGUGUCUGUAUCAAGUGAGCCUCGAUUAUAAUUUACAUAUUUUCUUUUUUUUAUUAUGUUUCUCUUCAUUCUCAUAGAAAGAGUUUUAUUUUUUAUUACAGAUAGUAGUAUUGUACGGUCAAUCUGCAGAAAUAAUUAAAUUUAUUGCAUUUGUCAUUGGUGAGUUAUUCCAUUUAUUCGUUGCUAGUUUAUCAGGUCAAACUAUAAUAGACUACAGCAGCGAAGUUUAUUUCAAAGCGUAAGUAAAAUGUAGCUGAUUGAAGCAAA
Polistes canadensis is the source of this 1129-nucleotide messenger RNA. RefSeq lists its product as uncharacterized. The record is from RefSeq and is a predicted model, not a curated record. Lineage: Eukaryota; Metazoa; Arthropoda; Insecta; Hymenoptera; Vespidae. Gene Ontology annotation, cellular component: plasma membrane. Bases 1 to 939 code for a protein of 312 amino acids. Gene Ontology annotation, biological process: detection of chemical stimulus involved in sensory perception of smell; sensory perception of smell. The transcript has 6 exons. Gene Ontology annotation, molecular function: odorant binding; olfactory receptor activity.